Lactuca virosa is the source of this 568-nucleotide messenger RNA. Lineage: Eukaryota; Viridiplantae; Streptophyta; Magnoliopsida; Asterales; Asteraceae. The record is from the annotation of a GenBank genome assembly.
AUGCUUCUUACUGAAUGUCUAAAGUGCAAGCUUAUGGCAUCUUCCAUUUUUCCUAUAAACCACGCAAAAGUUAUGUUGUUUAAUAUAAGUUUGGUGCAAACCAGAAAACUCUCCGGUCUCCUGAGGUGCUUAGGAUUUCGCUACAAGAUGAGCAACGGUUGUCGUCACUCUUUGUCUUCCGAAACUCUACCUGCAAAUAUGGCGAUUCAAUUGAGCAAAAAACAAAAGAUUAUCGCCAACCAUAUUGAUGCUUUAAUCGAUGAAGGAUCUGAGUCUUUCUCAUGUUAUCUGCACAGUUACAGAGAUUAGUGUCAGAAGGCGCUCAUAACCUUCCUAAAAAUAUAUAAAAAGAAAGAUUUGGGACUUAAUCCAACACAAGUUAGCAUACCAGUGGUGGUUGCUGCAGGGCACACAGAGAGUUACCAUUUUGCCCCUUCGUUUCAAAGCUGAUUGUGUCCUAGAAUCCUUUACAGUGUAUUCAUUACUAUUUGCAUAUGAUCUGAUAGUAUUUACCUUUUGUAUUCUUUAGUAACUGCUUUUUCUUAAAAAAUGUAGCAAUUUAUUUCAU